AUGGCCUCCAACUUCAACGACAUCAUCAAGCAGGGCUACGUACGCAUGCGCAGCCGCAAGCUGGGGAUCUAUCGCCGUUGCUGGUUGGUGUUCAAGAAGUCAUCGAGCAAAGGACCUCGUCGUCUGGAGAAGUACCCUGAUGAGAAGGCUGCCUACAUUAGAGCAUGUCCAAAAGUGACUGAGAUUAGCAACGUCAAGAACAUCACACGGUUGCCUCGGGAUACCAAGCGACAGGCAGUGGCCAUUGUGUUUACAGAUGACACCUCACGCACCUUCACCUGUGAAUCAGAACUGGAGGCCGAGGACUGGUUCAAGACGCUGUCAAUUGAAUGUCUGGGCAUGCGGCUAAAUGACAUCAGUAUGGGAGAGCCUGACCUCUUAGCUGCUGGAGUGUUAUGUGAACACACAGAGCGUUUCAGUGUGUUCCUCCUCCCCUGUCCCAACCUAGACAUCUAUGGAGAGUGCAUGAUGCAGAUCACUCAUGAGAACAUUUACCUGUGGGACAUUCACAACCCUCGCACCAAGCUGGUUACCUGGCCUCUCUGCUCACUGCGGCGCUACGGACGCGACGCCACUCGUUUCACCUUCGAAGCUGGACGGAUGUGUGACAGUGGUGAAGGACUGUACACCUUUCAGACCAGAGAGGGAGAGCAGAUCUACCAGAGAGUUCAUUCCUCUACACUGGCCAUUGCUGAGCAACAUAAGAAGGUUUUGCUGGAGAUGGAAAAAAACAGCAGGUUGCUGUCCAAGGGUUCAGAAGCUGGCUCUUACCCCUGCACACCUACUGCCAUCCUGCCCCGAUCCGCCUACUGGCACCACAUCACUGGAAGCCAGAUUGGCAUGGAUCCUGGCAGUGGUGAUGCUGCAGAAGACGAGCUAUUGUCCACACGCUUACCCCUGGACCGCCACACCACAAUGCCCCUGUCAAACACACAUGCACAGUCCCAGCAGCACAUACACACACACUCCCUGACACACUACCCCACAUACCCCGGACAGUGA
Stegastes partitus (bicolor damselfish) is the source of this 1002-nucleotide messenger RNA. RefSeq names its product docking protein 4 (gene dok4). Lineage: Eukaryota; Metazoa; Chordata; Actinopteri; Pomacentridae. The coding region runs from base 1 to 1002 and encodes 333 amino acids. Gene Ontology annotation, cellular component: cytoplasm. The transcript is spliced from 8 exons. Gene Ontology annotation, biological process: cell surface receptor protein tyrosine kinase signaling pathway. The record is from RefSeq and is a predicted model, not a curated record.